CGAAUAUAAUCAGCAGUAAACGGGUCACAAAAAAUUAUUUCCAAUUUGCAAGCUUCACUGACUGGUUGUCUUUUAAAAAAUACUUUGCAUUAAGUUGAUUUUUGUAAAAAGUGUGUUUAAUAUUGGUGUGUAGAAAAAGAAAGUUGGUUAAAUAAGCUUGAAAGUGAGCAGCAUCGUAAGCGGAGUCGGAGUGACGAGGCACUUGAAGGGCAACAAACAAUAGCCACAAUUCCAUUAGUACUUGCCCUCAGUGGUUGGGAUUUGAAGUAAAAUACAUAAGUAGAUAUAACACCAAAAUGCGUGCAGUUGUAAUUUUUGUGGCGUUGUUUGCCUAUGCCAACGCCGUGUCGUUCAGUGAUCUCGUGAAGGAAGAAUGGUUCGCCUACAAGAUGGAGCAUAACAAGCGCUACUCGAAUGAAGUCGAAGAACGCUUUCGCCUUAAAAUUUUCAAUGAGAACAAACUGAGAAUUGCCAAACAUAAUCAAUUAUAUGCAGCUGGCAAAGUGCCAUUCAAAAUGGCUGUGAACAAAUAUUCCGAUAUGUUGCACAGUGAAUUCCGUGAAACCAUGAACGGCUUCAACAACACAAUGAGAAAACAAUUGCGCGGAAACCGAAAAUACUUAGGCGCCACUUUCAUCCCACCGGCCCACGUUACCGUGCCCAAAUCUGUUGACUGGCGUGAACAAGGCGCUGUUACCGAUGUCAAGGAUCAAGGUCACUGUGGCUCUUGCUGGGCUUUCUCCUCAACUGGCGCAUUGGAAGGUCAACAUUUCCGUAAAACCAACACCCUAAUCUCGCUCUCCGAACAAAAUUUGGUCGAUUGUUCAGCUAAAUAUGGCAACAAUGGUUGCAACGGUGGUCUCAUGGAUAACGCUUUCCGUUAUAUUAAAGAUAAUGGCGGUAUUGAUACCGAAAAAUCUUAUCCAUAUGAGGGUAUUGAUGAUUCCUGCCACUACAACCCAUCCACCGUUGGCGCUACUGAUCGCGGUUUUGUCGAUAUACCCGCUGGUGAUGAGGAGAAAAUGAAACAAGCUGUUGCAACAAUUGGUCCAAUUGCUGUUGCUAUCGAUGCGUCCCAUGAAUCAUUCCAAUUUUAUUCGGAAGGUGUUUAUGUCGAGCCACAAUGUGAUGCUGAGCAAUUGGAUCAUGGUGUUUUGGUUGUCGGUUAUGGCACUGAUCCCAGCGGACAGGACUAUUGGUUGGUCAAGAAUUCUUGGGGCACAACUUGGGGCGAUAAGGGUUAUAUAAAGAUGGCACGCAAUAAGGAAAAUCAAUGUGGUAUCGCUUCUGCUUCGAGCUACCCGCUGGUUUAGGUUGUAAGCUCUUAAGCAUCACAAGUAUGAACAAGAUAUGGAAAACAAAAAGUGUAUAGAAUUUAGUUUUUUUUAUCUUUUUUUUUUGUUUAUUCAAAAGUGAAUUUUUCAACAUUUAAAAGUAUAUAUUAUAUAGUGUUUGUAGUAUUUUUUUUUUGUCGUAAGACAGUAGUAUUCUGCAAUUGAAAUACAUAUAUUAUUUUUCUUUUGUUUUUGACUUUAAUCGAUGUGUGAAAUAGAAUUCGUUAUGACAAACUUGCAACAAUUUACCAUGUGAAAUACCAAAAAGUUACGACUAAAAUGUAACUGUUGUAUAAAAAUAUAAUUUACAUCCCAUCUCACCGCCAUCACUAAUCGUAUGAUUCGUAUAAUAGUUAUGUAAAAUUACUAUAUAAAUAAAGAAACAUAUAUACAUAAAUA
Molecule: messenger RNA, 1733 nt
Organism: Ceratitis capitata (Mediterranean fruit fly)
Lineage: Eukaryota; Metazoa; Arthropoda; Insecta; Diptera; Tephritidae
Product: cathepsin L
Exons: 5
Coding region: 297-1313 (338 amino acids)
Biological process (GO): immune response
Cellular component (GO): lysosome
Molecular function (GO): cysteine-type endopeptidase activity
Source: RefSeq, a predicted model, not a curated record